CCUGUCUUUAGAAAGUAGAUGAGCUUUAGUGUACCAAAUUGUGAUGCUUUUCCAAUGACCUGCUGUGACAGAGGUCAGCCCUCCAGAUGAUGUAGUGUCCCAGCUACUGUCUGCCACAGCCAGGGAAGUCUUCAGUGUUGGAGACAUCGAGGUCAACCAGGUGAGUGUUUCUGUUCGAUCAGGUGCGUGAGGGUCCCUGUUCGUAGAGAAAGCUAGAGCCCUUUCUCAGUAGGUCUUAUAUCAUGUUUAUCCACCUCUUUCACCAUGAAAUACCUGGUCACACACACUGUUGUGGCAGUGUUGCAUUGAUUGCACACUGGUCUUUAUUUGAUUUCUUAAUGAAAUUAACCAAUAUCCUGUACUCUGGAUGACAUGACUGGACCACUGUUGGACGUAAAGCUAUGGGUGUACACUGCGGUAAGUAGUUAUAGGUCUUCGUCCACAAAUGGCUCAAAUAAAAACUAGGUCUUUAAAAAAUAGGGCAUAAUAUACUGUUCCCCCAGGGACUUAUGUCAAAGUCUCUGGAAGUCUGUGCAUCAUUCAGAUAAAUGUAUUCCAUUCAGUACUUCAAGUCUAGUAUUUGUAUGCAUGAUUAUGGCACAUUUUGUCCCCCUUUAUGUAUCUCCUGCCAGGGCCAAAGGUCAUUGUUGGCUUUCAACCGCUGUUGCCUUGAGGACCUGAAUGAGGUCACCUCACAUGCUGGAGGUAGUGCAGGCCCACAUGCAGCACAACAGGAACCUGUGUAGUGGUGGUAAUGCUGGGGACAGACGCAUCAACGUACGGGCUGAGUACCAAUCAGAGCCAGGUCUGUUCUGUAGCCCAGCAGCAGAAACAACACCUAGACCAGGGCUACUCAACUCUUACCCCACGUGGUCCGAAGCCUGCUCCUUUUCCUUUUCUACCUGAUAAUUAAUUGCACACAACUGGUGUCCCAGGUCUAAAUCAGUCCCUGAUUAGAGGGGAACAAUGAAAACAUGCAGUGGAACUGGCUUCUAGGUCCAGAGUUGUUUGAGAGGCCUAGACCCUAGCUUCUAAUGCUUGACUAUAGGGGUGACCUGAACUGUUCUAUGUUGGUUCAGAUCUUUUUAUUUUCCCAUUGUCCUUACCAGCUUAGUUCCAGCAACUAGCGUCAAUGUGUAACCAGGCCAACACCGUACAGCUAAGCUUGCCUAGGCUAAGUAUGUGUGAAAAGGAUAUAAGUGUCUUGGGGUCUGCGUUGUUUCUGGAUAAAGCCUCAAGGUGUUGAAUCUGCUCAGGAGCUGCUCAGACUCAAAAGCCCAGGGGCAUCAGUCAACAGGAGCUACACAUUAAGCAGGAUUACCUCAGCAUGACUGUCAUCAAGUAACUGAUGUGCUUUCUUUAUUUGGAUGUGUUUGGUAGGGGGGAACAUUUUUUAAAUUGUAGAGAAAUGGGGAGUUUUGGGCUUAAUUCUUUGCCUUUACUCCAUGUAACCAGUCCUUGGAGUUACUAAUUAGUGAAGGCCACAUUUUCUCCACCAUUGACAAGCAUUUCUGGUCCACUACGGGAUAGAGAAUGUCUUCUGUUGUUUCAGGUCCACUUACAUGAAUGGCUAUUGGAAUUUGUUUAAUAAAACAGAACAUUUUGGUUUAUCAACAUGCAUGACUGAUACUUGUGAUGGGACCAGUUCUUUAGAAUGUAUUUGUUUAUUUAUUAUUUACACUCCCAAAUAGGGAGAUUUUGGGGAAUGUGUUGACUGCCCUAGUUUUAUUUUGUUUGAGGUCCUCAAUGGUAUGUGACAGCUGAUGCAGUGUAAAAUGUUGAUUGGCUAAACGAACACAUGCAAUGAAAAUAAAUCGUUUUUACUGUCUUGAUUAGUAAAAGAAUCAACAUGGUGACAAACUUCCACAAUUUUAUCUAAACUUCAAAAUAACAGUAGGCUAAUUUUCAAUAAAGUAUUUCAUCAUAAACUACGAUACCCAGCUUUCUACAGACUAACUUGAAGUCCUCACUUUCCCAGCAUUCACUAGUACACUGUGUAAGAUGGCAGCAAACUCAAGCACUAACACACCUCUUUUUGACUGCCCGUCAUGGGCAGGGAAACCUCCCCCUGGACUCCAUCUAGAUGUUGUGAAGGGAGACAAGCUAGUAGAGAAGCUAAUCAUUGACGAGAAGAAAUAUUAUCUGUUUGGGCGGAAUCCAGACGUGUGUGACUUCACCAUAGACCACCAGUCGUGUUCGCGUGUCCACUCAGCCCUGGUCUACCACAGACACCUCAAGAGGGUUUUCCUGAUCGACCUCAACAGCACUCAUGGUACAUUUCUCGGUCAUAUCCGUCUGGAGCCGCACAAGCCCCAGCAGGUGCCCAUCGACUCCACUAUGUCGUUCGGGGCGUCCACACGGGUCUACACCCUGAGAGAGAAGCCCCAGCCCCAGAUCAGCACCAUACCUGGGGGAGAGGUGAAGGCAGGGGAGGAUGAGGAGCUCAAAGGACUACUGGGUCUACCUGAGGAGGAGACCGAGCUGGAGAACCUGACAGAGUUCAACACGGCCCACAACAAGCGUAUCUCCACCCUGACCAUUGAGGAUGGAAACCUGGACAUCGUGAGGCCCAAGAGGAAGAGGAGGAGCAGCAGGGUCUCCUUCAGCGAGGAGGAGGAGGUCAUCAACCCAGAGGACGUGGACCCGUCGGUAGGGCGCUUCAGGAACAUGGUACAGACUGCUGUUGUCCCUAUCAAGAAGAGGAAGAUGGAGGGUCACGCUUCACUAGCUCUGGAGGACUCUGUGGCCAGACGCAUGCAGAACUUCCCCUUCAGUGGAGGGCUCUAUGGAGACCUCCCACCCACCAGUGGAGAGGCCGGCUCCCUCCCCGCCGCGGCCCAGGCUGGAGCUACUAUCCUGGGGGGCCUGCCACUGGUCUUCCCUAACCCUGCUCCAGAGGUGGACCUCUCCCCCACCUCAGCCUCAGCACAGACCUCCGUCACCCUCAACCCUGCUGCUAACCCUGCCCCUGGACCAUACACGGCCGAGGCGCUCAACGAACCACGCAAGAAGAAAUACGCCAAGGAGGCGUGGCCAGGGAAGAAGCCCACGCCUUCUCUUCUGAUAUAGGUCGUAUUCAAAAUGGCACCCUAUUUCCCUUAGUGCACUACAAAGUUAAUACACUAUAUAAGGAAUAGUGUGCCAUUUCAAAUUUGCACAUAGCACCUCCCUGGACAAUGUAAUGGGAGGGGUUAGUAUUAGUUAGGAGAGUGGUUACAUCUCUGAACAACCAAUCAAUCAAAACUUCCUGUACUGUACAAGCUGUGACAAAGGGAUAUAUAAGCAACCCUGAUAUAGGGAGACGUUUGUAAAAAAUAAUAUAUUAUUAUGGUUUGGAUGGUUUUUUGUUGUUGGUCUGUCUGCUUCAAAUGUAUAUUAUAACAUGUUUUUUUAAUGUAUUGCUCAUCUCACUUGUACUGACAAAUUAGUGUCUGUCUGAGCUCAGAUUAAAAUGCUAUUUAAACUAAUUUAACCUAUACACAUACGCAGGCUUCUUGAAGCUUAUCAUACGACUUACUGUAACAGAUUGGUGCAAUAUGAACCAUUUGUUUUACAGGUUUAUUUAUUCUAAACUAAAUGAAACACCGCUCUGUUACAAAAACAAUCUUAUAAAUUUGCUAUUCACUCUGAAUUUGUGGAUAUUUUAAGUGCCGUUGGUUUCACUGAAAACCGUGUUACUGUCAAGACAGGGUAACGUUAACCAGACAAAGUCCGAUAGACAUUUUAGUAAUCCACUCAGACAAGGCUAUGAACCGAGGGUCAAAAUUGUUUUUGAAGAAAUUAGGAAGAAACAAACCAGUUUUUGUGUGAGACAGUCGUUAUGUUUUUGCUAUUUUUAUACAAUUAUUCGGCAGUUGGUUGAAAUGGACCCAUUAUUGGCAGAUAUGUAUGAAAUUCAGUUAAGAAGAAUACAUGUAAAAAAUGUUUAAACAGUGACAUGAUGGUAAUUACAAUUCAUAUCUUUGUUUGAUAUUUGUAUAAUAAACAGUAAUAAUCCAUA
Oncorhynchus gorbuscha (pink salmon) is the source of this 4000-nucleotide messenger RNA. RefSeq names its product nuclear inhibitor of protein phosphatase 1-like. Gene Ontology annotation, cellular component: nuclear speck. Gene Ontology annotation, molecular function: mRNA binding; protein binding; protein serine/threonine phosphatase inhibitor activity. NCBI's taxonomy places the organism in Eukaryota, Metazoa, Chordata, Actinopteri, Salmoniformes, Salmonidae. Bases 2002 to 3069 code for a protein of 355 amino acids. The record is from RefSeq and is a predicted model, not a curated record. The transcript is spliced from 8 exons.